AAAACAAAUGCAUUUGUUUUAUUGUGCCUAUAUAUUAUAAUAAAUGUAAUCAAACAUUGGUAUGUGUUUUUAUUUUCGUUUACACACCUUGUUUUCCUGCUCAGCAUCAGAGGAUGUUAGUGUUUCAAUUUUAACCCCUUUACUGGUAUUUUUUUUAUUUUAUUUUAUUUUAUUUUUUACCAUUUUUCCCCUCACAUUAAUUGAAUGUGAGUUAGCGUUUGGCAAGGAAUGAGAGCUGUCAGCCAAUAAGACACAAGUAUUUCUACAUAUUUUCCUGUAAACCCUGUCUGAUUGGUCUCGUCUCAGUUCUCUGAAGAUAAAUACAACACUCCAUUCACUGAAGAUACAAAAUUACAACAAUGCUGUCUUCUUUGACUGAUGUUCAGUGGUGUAGUGACAAACUGCUCCAAGUAGAGAAUUAUUCAGGACUAUAGAAAAAAUCUUCAGAGCUGAAGCCCCGAAUGCCCAGGCCAGGUUAAGCUCCUGCAGAGAACCAGUAUAAAUAGCUUCUUAUGCAAUAACUAGCAUGAAGUCAGGUACAACCAGUAGGACCUGAUUCCACAAUCUCCACCCAGUUUGCACCAGUGCAGCAAGUUAUUGUGAGUUCUGUUCCUCUACCAAUCAUUUAAGUCUGAUCCCUGCAACCUUUGCAACACAGAGCCCUCAAGAUGUCAUUCUUCCAUAAAUUAUUUAAAGGAUUAACUGAUGACAAGCCAAAAGACAACUCGGGCAAAGAUUCUUCUAAAGGAAGCGCCACCCCGUACUAUGGUACUGUCCGGCCUGAUCCAAACUUCAACGCCAGCAGAGAUGCUGCUGCUUUAAAAGAAGCCAUUGAAACAAAAGGUGUGGAUGAAAACGCCAUUACAGAGAUACUAGCUAGACGGACUAAUGCGCAGAGACAGGAAAUCAAAGCAGCUUUUCAACAAGACUCUGGAAAAGAUUUAGUGAAGACUUUAAAUUCGGUCUUGAAGUCCCACUACAAAAAUGUGGCCCUGGCCCUGCUGAUGACUCCAGCGCAGUACGAUGCCCAUGAACUCAAACAGGCCAUGAAGGGUUUGGGAACCAAGGAAAAGGUGCUGAAUGAAAUUCUGGGAACGAGAUCAAACCAGGAAAUUCAAUUGUUAAAAACUGCCUAUAAAGAUGCAUAUGGAAAGGAACUGGAGCACGAUAUUCGAGGUGACACUAGCGGACAUUACCAGACGGCUCUACUCGCCUUGUCCAAGGGUAUCAGAAAGGAGGAUCGUGACAUUGACAAUGGGCUCGCAAAAAGUGAGGCCAAGGCGCUGUUUGAAGCCGGAGAAAAAAGGCUCGGAACGGUGUCUUCUGUGUUCAUCGACGUUCUUACCUCCAGAGGUGAUGCUCAGUUGUGCAAAAUUUUCAAGGAGUAUGAUAAGUUUGGCACAGAGGGGUUUGCUCAGGCAGUGAAGCAGGAACUAAGUGGAGACACUGAGGAUUGCCUAAUGACCCUGGUGAAAGCAGCCUGGAACAAACCUGCCUACUUUGCUGAAAGGAUGCAUCUGGCCAUGAAGGGCAUGUUGGAUGACCAUGACACGAUGAUUCGGAUCAUAGUGAGUCGCUCUGAAGUGGACCUGCAGAAAAUCCUUCAGGAGUACAAAAGGAUGUACGGAAAAGCACUUCAGCAAGACGUUCUUGCAGAAACCAAGGGGGACUAUCAGAAAAUUCUCCUGGUGCUCUGUGGAGACCAAACAGGAGUCUGAGCAUGCAUUUUCAAAAUGUUCAAGCUAUUUUACUGUUCAGUGCUGCACAUCUAAAGAAAAAAAAAAUGCUCAUUGUACUGAAUCGGUGUGUAAUUCCAUUCUAUCUUAAUAAAGCUACUUCUCUAAAACUU
Ictalurus furcatus (blue catfish) is the source of this 1849-nucleotide messenger RNA. RefSeq names its product annexin A1. Gene Ontology annotation, biological process: positive regulation of cell migration involved in sprouting angiogenesis; actin cytoskeleton organization; positive regulation of neutrophil apoptotic process. Gene Ontology annotation, cellular component: cytoplasm; plasma membrane. Lineage: Eukaryota; Metazoa; Chordata; Actinopteri; Siluriformes; Ictaluridae. Gene Ontology annotation, molecular function: calcium ion binding; cadherin binding involved in cell-cell adhesion; phospholipase A2 inhibitor activity. The coding region runs from base 669 to 1718 and encodes 349 amino acids. The transcript has 13 exons. The record is from RefSeq and is a predicted model, not a curated record.